Molecule: messenger RNA, 1566 nt
Organism: Psylliodes chrysocephalus
Lineage: Eukaryota; Metazoa; Arthropoda; Insecta; Coleoptera; Chrysomelidae
Source: the annotation of a GenBank genome assembly
AUGUGUAGUCGGGGUGCUAAAAUAUUAGCCUUGUUGAAAUAUAACGAAGAGCAAAGAGAGGAACAAUCAGAACAUUCAUUCUUGACAACACUGCCAAUGGUGUCCAAACGCAUAGAGAAUGAAGAAAAUAAUUCUCAAAUGCCCGAUGAUGAGAGUAUAAUAAUAAUGGACCAAGGAAGAUCGGAGAUGAAUAGUAUCAAGCCGGCUACUUCUGACAAUGAGCUGAUAGAACUUCAAAAUUUUUCAACAAUGAGAGGCCCGCUAUAUGUAUUAAACAACAGCGAUUUAAAUGUUCCAACCACCAGCACGUUUGAACAAUAUGAAGACAAUUUUAGCGACUGUGAUGAUUCAAUUAUUGAUAAAAACUAUGAACCAAACAUAAGCGAUCUAUCGGAUGCUAGUUCAAAUUUUGAUAUAGAACAAGAAGCAGAACAUCAGACAGAGCCUGAAAACUGGAAGCGACAAAAAAAUAGAAAAUUACGAGAUGAAUGUUUACCGUACAAAAAUUCCAAAGGAAUUGUUCAAGUGGCUAAGUUACCAAAGCCCGUGGAUUGUUCAAAAUGCAAAUUAAAAUGCACGGAAAAAUUUUGUGAGGAAGAAAGAAAAUCAAUAUGUAAGAAAUAUUGGAUUUUGGCUUCGUAUGAAAGAAAAAAAGACUUUAUACUAUACAAUGUGACAAGUCAUGUGCCCUCAUCAAAACGCCCCCGUAAAGAAAAUGCUAGAAGAAGGCAAAAUUACAAAAAUUACCAUUUUAAUAAAGAUACCGAACAGUUACAGGUUUGUCAAAACUUCUUCAUAAAAACGUUAUGCAUUUCAAAUCGUGUAAUAUUGUCUGCCUUUGAAGGAAAAGAUGAAAUGGGCCAUUUUAGAAGUAUAGACAAGAGAGGAAGAAAACCUCCCGCUAAUAAAACCAAACCUGAAGUUAUUGCAAAAGUAAAAACUCACAUAGAGAGCUUUCCCGCUAUGGAGAGCCACUAUACCCGCAAAUCCAGUGAAAGAAAGUACUUGGACUGCAAUUUAAGCAUCACAAAGAUGUAUGAUUUAUACAAACAACAGCUACAACAGGGUGGUGACACAAAAAUCGUUAGCCUAAUUACUUAUCGUAGAAUAUUCUGCGAUAAUUACAAUUUAUCUUUUUUUCAUCCAAAAAAGGAUCAAUGUUUAAUAUGUUCAAGAUAUCAGCAAGCUAGUCCUGAAGAAAAACAACGCCUGCAGGUGAGUUAUGAACAUCAUUUAAGAAGAAAAAACGAAUCCCAACAGGCUAAAGCAGAAGACAAGGAGAGGGCAAAAGUGGAUGAAUCGUUCAUGUCAGUAACAUUCGAUCUACAAAGUGUGCUGCAAAUCCCGUCAUCUGAGUACCGGUACGACCAUAGUAGUGAGUAUGUCGGCAUCCAAAUUUCAACUACUCGACGUGGAAGAAGACCAGUUCAAGAUCAACCGUUUAAAGAUGGCUUACCCAAACUAUAUCACGAAAACCUAAAAAUUAGUAAUGCCAAAAAAGAAGACUUGUUGACGAUGUGCAAUAAGGGGGUAAUUCCAGUUUUUCCAGAGUAUACAAUCAGAUAA